This is a messenger RNA of Thlaspi arvense, 1476 nucleotides long. NCBI's taxonomy places the organism in Eukaryota, Viridiplantae, Streptophyta, Magnoliopsida, Brassicales, Brassicaceae. The record is from the annotation of a GenBank genome assembly.
AUGGAUAAAUACAACACAUUAUCAAGCUUUCUCAAGGAGUUCUACAUACCUAGUUACGUCCUCUCGCCGGAAUCGGAGGAGGCACCUCUAGUACAGCUGGCCGCUCCACCGGAGAGCCCCGUCAUUGUCUUCAUCAACUCCAAAAGCGGUGGUCAGUUGGGUGGGGAACUUCUCCUCACCUAUUGCUCUCUUCUCAAUGACAAGCAGGUCUUUGAUCUUGGGGAAGAGACUCCAGAUAAGGUGCUCCGCAGAAUCUUUCUUAACCUUGAGAGGCUAAAGAAUGAUGAUUUCUCUCGUCAUAUUCGGGAAAAGUUAAAAAUAAUUGUUGCAGGAGGUGAUGGAACUGCUGGAUGGCUCCUUGGAGUUGUAUGUGACCUAAAAUUAUCACAUCCUCCUCCAAUAGCCACCGUACCUUUGGGUACAGGAAAUAACCUUCCCUUUGCUUUUGGAUGGGGAAAGAAAAACCCCGGAACAGAUAGGACUUCAGUGGAGUCGUUUUUGUAUAAAGUGUCGAAAGCGAAAGAGAUGAAGAUCGACAAUUGGCACAUACUUAUGAGGAUGAAGACUCCUAAAAAAUGCUCUUCUUGUGAUCCUCUUGCAUCUCUUGAGUUACCACAUUCUCUACAUGCAUUUCACCGUGAUGGUUACCUCACAUUUCGUGGGGGGUUCUGGAAUAACUUUAGCCUUGGAAUGGAUGCUCAAAUUUCUUAUGCGUUUCAUUAUGAGAGGAAGCUGCACCCUGAAAAAUUUAAGAAUCAGCUGGUUAAUCAGAGUACGUAUGUAAAGCUUGGUUGUUCGCAAGAAAAAGCCUCUCUUUUCCAUCAUGCUUCACGGAGCAUAGCUCAAUUUGCAAAGGUUAAGAUUGCAGAUAAAUAUGGCCAGUGGCAUGAUCUCCACAUACCCCACAGCGUCAGGUCCAUUGUAUGUCUGAAUCUGCCCAGCUUUUCUGGAGGACUAAAUCCUUGGGGCACACAAAAUCGCAAGAAACUAGGCAAACCAUUUCACAAGAAACAAAGCGAUAGAGACUUGACUCCACCAUUCGUUGACGAUGGCCUCAUUGAGAUUGUUGGGUUUAAAAACGCUUUGCAUGGUCUUGUCCUGCUCGCUCCAAAUGGACACGGCAAGCGACUUGCCCAGGCAAACCGAAUUCGCUUCGAAUUUCGGAAAGGUGCAACGGACCAUACGUUCAUGAGGAUGGAUGGGGAGCCAUGGAAACAGCCACUGCCAAUGAACGAUGAAACCGUGACGGUUGAGAUUUCAUCACAUCUUGGCCAAGUGAGCAUGCUUGCGACUCACGAUUGCCGGUCCAGAAGCAUGUACGAUCCUUCCCGACAUCAGGAUGAUAAUGAUGAAGACGACUCAAUGUCUGAAGACGAGGGAUCUACCAAGUUUGGUUUUGCAGAUACUUUCAAGAUCCCUCACGAGCCAUUUGUGGAUCACGAGAAACACUUUGUAUGUUCUCAAGAUUUCAACUAA